This is a messenger RNA of Fonsecaea erecta, 1074 nucleotides long. RefSeq lists its product as hypothetical. Gene Ontology annotation, biological process: carbohydrate metabolic process. Gene Ontology annotation, molecular function: hydrolase activity, acting on carbon-nitrogen (but not peptide) bonds. NCBI's taxonomy places the organism in Eukaryota, Fungi, Ascomycota, Eurotiomycetes, Chaetothyriales, Herpotrichiellaceae. The coding region runs from base 1 to 1074 and encodes 357 amino acids. The transcript has 2 exons. The record is from RefSeq and is a predicted model, not a curated record.
AUGGUGAUCGAGGACAAGAAAUACUCCUUCGACCGUGACCUGAUCGGCUACGGCCAGCAAGGCAGAAACGCGGAAUGGCCAGGAGGAGCCCGUAUCGCGGUCAGCAUAUGUGUGAAUUAUGAAACUGGGAAAAAGGUAAUCAGAACUCUUCGAGCAUUCCUGGAUGGAAAUGGCUUCACGAACAAUGACACUUGGGCCAUCCAUAUCACCCGAACCACCUGGACUAACAAGCAACGUCUUUAUCUCUCUGCAGCCGGAGGCCCCGCAUUCAUCAACGCCCGCCAGCCCAACGUCGAAUCCGAAUACGCAUACGGCGCCCGCUCGGGGAUCUGGCGGCUACUGCGCCUCUUCGCGGAACAUUCCUUCCCAUUCACCCUGUUAUCCGUGGGACAAGCGCUGGAGAUGAACCCUGCCGUGGCCAAGGCCUGUGUCGCCGCUGGCCACGAGAUUGCAGGCCACGGAUACCGAUGGCUCGACUGUCGAGAUCUCCCGCCCGCGGAGGAGAAGGAGAACGUCAAGAAGGCCAUCCGGGCGAUCCAGACGACGUCCGGGGUGGACCCCACGGGCUGGUAUGUCGGUCGGAUCAGUCCGAACAGCGUCGGCGUGGUGUGGGAGGCUUUCGCGGAGAUGGGGCUGCAUCUGCAGUGGCAGAGUGACUUCUACGGCGACGACGUGCCAACCUGGACGCAUCUGCCCGCUGGUUUGGCGCGUGUGCAGGAAGAGCAAGCAGCUCGACAGGGCGACAGCGCAAAGCCACAAGAAGGUCUUCUGCAUGUGCCCUACUCGUACGACUGCAACGACAUGAAGUUCCACUUCGCGGCCGACGGAUUCGGCGGCGCCUCGUUCUACGAGUACCUCGUCGACGCCUUCGACAUGCUGUACGAGGAAGGCGGCAAGAUGAUGUCCAUCGGCAUCCACCCCCGGAUCGUGGGCAAGCCUGGCCGCGCCAGGCAGCUGCAGCGGUUCUUGAACUAUAUCAGCGCGAAACCGGACGUCUGGGUGUGCAGGCGAGCAGAUAUCGCGGCGCAUUGGAGGGAGCGAUUUCCGUAUCAGCCUGCAUCGGUAAAGGAUUGA